Lycium barbarum (goji berry) is the source of this 1193-nucleotide messenger RNA. RefSeq lists its product as uncharacterized. The record is from RefSeq and is a predicted model, not a curated record. Bases 98 to 775 code for a protein of 225 amino acids. The transcript has 8 exons. Lineage: Eukaryota; Viridiplantae; Streptophyta; Magnoliopsida; Solanales; Solanaceae.
AGAAGCUCUGGUUGGACAGACAAAAAAAAAGUAACAUAUUUUAUUUUGCUUUGGGAGAAGUCAAGGGGGUCUGGAAUUAAGAACAAACUGACAGGUAAUGAAAAUGGCGGGUAUUUCUUGCUAUGGUAUGCUUUCACAGACCCUCGUCAACAAGAAAGUGGAAGGUAUCUACUGCUGCUCCCCUGCACCCAAUAAUAACCAGAAGGUGAAAACCCAAACUCCCAAGUUCUUGAAAAUUGCUGUUACUGGUGUCACUGAACUACUCAGGCUCUUCAGCUUCUCCUCACCAAGAACAAACAUGAGAGUGGAGAUAUCUGAUGAUGAAGGGGCUGAAGAACCUUUGGUCUCUAAUGUAGAUGAUGUCCUAAAGAUUAUCAAGUCAGAUUAUGAGAAAUCUUAUUUUGUUACAGGACUCUUCACUAGUAGAAUUUAUGCAGAAGACUGCACCUUUGAAGAUCCAACUAUAAAAUUCCGUGGAAGGGACUUGUAUUCCCGCAACUUGCAGUUGCUGGUACCGUUUUUUGAUAGUCCAUCAAUCGAAUUAGAAAAGAUUGAGAAGGGUAAUGAUUCUAAUGUGGAGGUCAUAGUGGCAUACUGGAAAUUGAGAACAUCCCUCAAACUUCCAUGGCGGCCGCUCAUCUCUGUUGAUGGAAAGACAGUCUAUGAUCUAGAUGAAAAACUCAAAAUUGUUAAGCAUGUCGAGAGCUGGAACAUUUCUGCUUUUGAAGCCGUUGGUCAGAUAUUAAUGCCUGGUUUGAGGAGCUCCGGUGAGUGAAAACUCUACAGAGGAAAGUUCCUGAGCUGAUAUUAUUUCUAAAAGACUCGUAAAGAAUUAGAUUUUUUAUUUGAGCUUACUCUGAUCUCAGAACCACCCUCUAAAGUUUACUCACAGCUUGAGUUGGAAAGACGGGUAUAUAGGUAAUAAAUAGGUGAAGUGAUUUCUCUUAACAUCCAUUUAUAGUAAUUACUCAUUCAGUGUAUCAUUUAUUACGUCAAUUUAUCUUGUACAUCAUUCUUGCCUCCAAAUAGAGAUCUAGAUGACUUGGAGAGUGUGACUGUCCUCCAACGGAAAUUGUAGUAGCUUUUCCACCUACAUGAUGCUGGAGUUCAUCAGCCCUCCAUCAACACUUUCCUUGUGUAACAAUGCCAUCGUUGCUAUUGCUAUGAUAAACUCUUCCUAUUGUGCUUUGCCU